This is a messenger RNA of Pistacia vera, 892 nucleotides long. RefSeq names its product protein COFACTOR ASSEMBLY OF COMPLEX C SUBUNIT B CCB1, chloroplastic-like. The transcript is spliced from 4 exons. The record is from RefSeq and is a predicted model, not a curated record. The coding region runs from base 56 to 856 and encodes 266 amino acids. Lineage: Eukaryota; Viridiplantae; Streptophyta; Magnoliopsida; Sapindales; Anacardiaceae.
UAAAAUACUUGGCCUAAAAACAAAACAGUUGCUGAGUGAGUUCCUGUAAACUGAAAUGGCAGCAAAAAUAUUAUCACCAAAUCCACAGCUUCUCUGUUCCUUUUCUCUUCGUUCAAAACUUAGUUUCAGAGAGGUGAGGCAGCAGCAAUCAUGGCUGAGGACAGCUACAAAACCCAAGAGACAGGUGGUGGUUGGUGUGUCCAUUCAAGAACCUCUCGUAUCUACUCUUGUGGAAAACAUCAGCAAUUACCACCAAAACACUGAGCCAUUUUAUUUAAUAGCUGACAGUGCAGUGGGCUAUUCUUUGGCUAGCUACUACACUUCUCUUGGUUUAUUUGUCAUAUCUGUUCCUGGUCUCUGGUCUCUCAUCAAACGUUCGGUUAAAUCCAAGAUAGUGCAAAAGACAUUUAUAGGAGAAGGGGAAAGUAUGAAGGCACCGAAUCAGGUCGCCGGGGAGAUCUUAUCUUUCUUUACUCGCAAUAAUUUUGUGGUCACUGAUAGAGGAGAGACUGUAACGUUUGAAGGAAUGAUGGUUCCGAGCCGAGGCCAAGCAGCAUUGCUCACAUUCUGCACUUGCAUUAGCUUGGCAAGUGUUGCCCUUGUGCUUACCAUAACCUAUCCGGAUAUCGGCAAUAACUGGUUCUGGAUCACCAUCCUCAGUCCACUAGCGGGAGCAUAUUACUGGAAACGAGCAUCAAGAAAAGAGCAAAUUAAGGUUAAAUUGCUGGUUGCCGACGAUGGUACCCUGUCCGAGAUCGUUGUCCAAGGAGAUGAGCAGCAAGUAGACCAAAUGAGGAAAGAGCUUCAGCUUAGUGAAAAAGGCAUGGUAUAUGUUAAGGGCAUCUUUGAGAGAUGAUAUUUGAUCGCUGAAAAGGCUAUUCAAUUUUUCAGU